Molecule: messenger RNA, 1242 nt
Organism: Diaporthe citri
Lineage: Eukaryota; Fungi; Ascomycota; Sordariomycetes; Diaporthales; Diaporthaceae
Exons: 3
Coding region: 1-1242 (413 amino acids)
Molecular function (GO): pyridoxal phosphate binding; catalytic activity; molybdenum ion binding
Source: RefSeq, a predicted model, not a curated record
AUGGACACGACGCUUUCCCACUUUGUUGAUUCCUUCAAGGGGACCCAGGGGGCUGCUCUUGCAGUAGCUCUGUCUUUUGGCCUGUUUCUACUGACGGUGUUACAAUAUGCAUCCAUGCCGCGGAAGUCAGUCGGGACGAGUCUGCCUCUCAAGAUCGAAGCCCUAUACUUCUAUCCUGUCAAAGGUUUGAGGGGUUGUGAGCUCAAGCAAGGAAAGAUUGGCCCCCUAGGCUUUGAAUAUGACCGAACUUUCUGCCUGCAAAAGGUACACCGCGAUCCCGAGACCAACGAGGUCAAACGGCUUGAGACCAUGCUCAGCGGCUUCCACCUCCGGAUGGUACUGUUCUCGACUCGUCUUGAGGAUUCCCCAGAUGGUGAAGGAAGAGACAUCGUCAUCACCUGGACGGGGCCUGAGGACUCAGAGUCAAGCCACAAGAGUGGAAAAGAGAUUCGCUUCCCGCUCCAGCCACAAUCGAACGCCUUGAAGAAGGUGCACGUCGAUCUCUUUAGCGCUACUACCGACGCUUACGAUAUGGGCGACAGCAUCUCAGCAUGGUUCAGCGGCUAUCUCGGCUUCGAAGCCCGUCUCAUUCAUCUCGGGCAGAACUCCCGUCCCGUGCUCGGGUCAGGCGCACCACAUGGCGAGCAGGCCGUCCGCAAGAGUCUGCCGCCGGUGGCACAUGCAAUUCACCGCUUUCUCAUUCCACCAUUCCUCAAGCAGAAAUCCGAGCGUAUAAGCUUCGCAGACAUGGGACAGUACCUGGUCGUCACGUCCGAGUCCAACGCCGAAGUAGGCAGGCGGCUCCGCGAGACGGAUCCGUCGGCGGGAGACGUGCAGAUGGACAUCACCAAGUUCCGGCCAAACGUUAUCGUCUCCGGGAGCCCGGCGCCCUUCGACGAGGAGUACUGGGCGGAGCUGCGCUUCCCCGGCGGGACCAAGAUGGCGCUGACUGGCAACUGCUUGAGGUGCCAGUCCAUCACCGUCGACUACGAGACGGGCAAGCCGGCCGCGGAUGUGAGGGGCCAGGCCUGGAAGAAGCUGAGCAAGGAUCGGAGGGUUGACAAGGGCUGUAGCUUUAUGCCCGUGUUCGGGAGGUAUGGAUACAGCCCUGCGUCCAACAUCGGAAGAGAGAUCCGCGUGGGCGACGAGGCUGUACUUACACGUAGGAACCGAGAUCGGACCAUAACUGAUUGGCCACUAUCGAAAGCUGUGGCUACCAUGUACGAACGGAGCUCAAAAUAG